This is a messenger RNA of Ipomoea triloba (trilobed morning glory), 1260 nucleotides long. RefSeq lists its product as uncharacterized. The record is from RefSeq and is a predicted model, not a curated record. NCBI's taxonomy places the organism in Eukaryota, Viridiplantae, Streptophyta, Magnoliopsida, Solanales, Convolvulaceae. The coding region runs from base 286 to 912 and encodes 208 amino acids. The transcript has 3 exons.
UUUAUAUUAUUCUUACACUGAUAGUUUGAUACGCAUAUAUACGACUCAGUGUAUCUAUAGUCUACGCCUCGGUGUAUUCUGUACGGUUUCGAGUAAUCGGAGAUGGAGCCGUCAGUCCGGUGAAGUCACGCGGGGCAUUUCUUCACUCAGAUCCGCAUUCUUUUUGACUGUCCUGUUGGACAGUCUGCUGUUUGGAGCACUACUAGCAAAAAGUGGGCACCUAUUUUUGGGGGGUGAGGGUUAUUGUACCAACAGUUUUGGAUGGUGACCAGAUGAGAAGAACUGAUGUUAUUGGCAGUAGAAGGUGGGGGUUUCUUCUCUUCUUCAGCUUCUGGGUAUAGCAAGGGCCUGUCCCUUCUUCUCUUGGGUCAGAAGAACGAAGAGAAGCCCAUGAGAGUUACGCCUUGGAGCCAUUACCAAUUGGUGAACCAAGAAACUGAUACUGAUCCUGAACUGGCUUCCAGGAAGAGCAGGCUUGUCCGUGGGUGCGCUUCCUUUGUCUGCUUUGGUCGUGCUGCCGCUGGACUCGAGAGCCCAUCUCCACUUAAGGUUGGUCCUACUCAGCAGCAAGAAGUAUCGCCAGCCAGUUGCCCUGCUUCUGAAAAGGGUAAGGACACCGAUUCUGAUUGUCUUGUUGAAGACACAAAUACAUCUGCGAAGCUUUCACUUAAGAGUAGCUUAAGGAAACCAGCAAAUAGUAUAGCGGUUCCUGGUGGCAGUGCCAAUGAUUGUGAGACCGUGGGUGAAACGAGUAAUGAUGCCCCUGAUCAUAUCCUUAGAAGGAAGGUUCAGUGGACAGAUACAUCUGGUGGGGAGCUUUUCGAGAUCCGGGAAUUUGAGCUUAGUGAUGAAGAAUCAGGCGAUGAGUAUGAUAGCGGGAAUGAAAGGAGUUGCUCGUGCAAGAUUAUGUAGUUUAAGGUUUGCAAAGGAGGUUUCAACCAGGUUGUUUUUGGAUAGAAAGACGAGUGGGCGAAAUGUGAGCCCUUGCAUUCAACCAUAGCCUGAUGAAGAAGAUGAAAUCUGUUGCCAUAUUAUGCUAAGAGUUUCAGAAUUCGAAGAACGACCAUCCCUUUGAAAAUGCCUUUUUGUCAUCUGUUGUGUCUAAAUAUUGAGUUUCUUGAAUGUCAAUUUUGUUAACAGGCUUUUGGUGUCAUUGUUUUUCAUCAUCAUUAUUAAUAUACUAGUGGUGAUCCGAGCAGUGCUCGGAUAAUAUUUUACACUAACAUUUAUUAUAAUUAAAUUUAUUAUGUUCAAAAUUAA